AUGAAUUUUAAAUAUCUUAAAAUAUCAUUAUUACUGAAUUUCAGAUAUAAAAAAAAAGUCAAUCCAAUCAAAAUUGAAGAUAAUCGUAGAAAUCUCAUUAAAACUGAAAUUGAGUUUAGAAAAGAAAUUGGAAAUAUAAAGGGAAUUUCUGAUAUAGGCUUUGGUUCCGUUGAUGAAAGAGAAGUUUUUAUUGUUACUUUAUUACCUGAAACACCGAUACCAAACGAAAUACCACCUGACUUUAGAAAUUAUCCUGUAUUAAUUGAUUAUGGAAUAGUGAAAGGAUUUCAUCGUAAUUAUCAUUAUUUGCUUGAACUUGGUAUCAGUAUUGGAGAUAUUAAUGAAGUUAAUGCAUGCACUUUGGGUCUUGUAACUAAGUUAAGAUCAGAUUUAGAAAAAAAUUAUAUCCUUACUACUAAACAUGGUGUUGGACCUGUAGACACUUUAGUGUGUCAACCUGGUAAAAUAGAUCUAGUAAAUGGCAUGACUUCUCAGGAUUGUGCUAAUGUAACACAAUACCACUGUCUAGAAGUUGAUCAGGAUGAUCAUAUUAUUGAUUAUGCGUUUUGUGAAAUUAAAGACAAUGGUAGAGUGAAUAAAAUUCCGAAUGAAUUAUGUGGACUUAAGAGAAGUAUCGGGUCUUUUGAUACAUCUGUAAAUGGAACUUCAGGAAGAAUAAUAAAAGUUGAGAAAGUCGGUAGAACUACGUAUCACACAAGAGGAGAUAUGUGUGAUUUAUGGGUAGGUUUUAUGUCUAAUAAUUUUAACCCACCAAGAAGACUUGUUGCUUUAAAAGUAAAUGGAGAUGAAAAAGCAUUUGGUGAACCUGGAGAUUCUGGUUCACCAGUUUUUGACAUAGAUAAUAAAUUAGUAGGAAUUCUCCAAAGUGGUGUUGAGAACAGACCAUAUGUUUAUAUUAUUCCUAUCAAUAUAAUCAUAGAACAUAUGAGAAAUUUUCAUAGAAUGGAAUUCGAGCUAGCAUAG
Messenger RNA from Dentiscutata erythropus, 984 nucleotides. The record is from the annotation of a GenBank genome assembly. NCBI's taxonomy places the organism in Eukaryota, Fungi, Glomeromycota, Glomeromycetes, Diversisporales, Gigasporaceae.